This is a messenger RNA of Tyto alba (common barn owl), 7384 nucleotides long. RefSeq names its product gamma-aminobutyric acid type A receptor subunit rho2 (gene GABRR2). The record is from RefSeq and is a predicted model, not a curated record. Gene Ontology annotation, molecular function: neurotransmitter receptor activity; GABA-A receptor activity; extracellular ligand-gated monoatomic ion channel activity. Gene Ontology annotation, cellular component: GABA-A receptor complex; synapse; membrane. The coding region runs from base 1901 to 3370 and encodes 489 amino acids. Gene Ontology annotation, biological process: signal transduction; chemical synaptic transmission; regulation of membrane potential. The transcript is spliced from 9 exons. NCBI's taxonomy places the organism in Eukaryota, Metazoa, Chordata, Aves, Strigiformes, Tytonidae.
UGUUUAGGUUUUUUAAACCUAAAUUCAGUAUUGGACCCAGAGGGUUUCUCUAUUAUUCGUUUAUUAAAAAAUAACCGGUAAUAGUCAUGAAUGCUGUGAAAUCACAUAUACAAGCAAUAGAUUUGCAUUUGUUAAGGUUUUGAGAGGUUUUAUCCGUGAAUGUUUAAGUAUUGCAGUGUAGGAAAAGAAAGAAAUCAGUGGGAUAAUUUUCCUUUUGUAUUAUUGUUCAGAUUUAAAUGUAUUCUAGCAUGUUUUUGUCAAAGGCAAUGACAUUUAGCUAACUUUAAUUUAAUUCUGUCAACAUGAUAGCACUGACCUAAGUGAGAUUCCCAUUCUGUUUCUCAGCAAGUAUUUAUCAAGCUACGUACAGCCUUCCUAAAUUUUGUUAAAUAUAGUAUGUAUUAGUGUUUUGAAACAUUAAAGUAGCUAUAACCACUUCUAAAAUAAGGAAGGCCCAUUGUGUGUCUAAGGGGGGUGUGAAAAUUAAAGAAACAAAACCUGAGUUUGCUUUUAACACUUCUCUUGUGGAUUGUUGAUAAUCUUGUUUGCAGGUGCAAUGGAACAAAGAUCAAAAAAUAGUUUUCUUAAGAAGUUCAACCAAAAGCAUGUAGUUUGUUCAGCCAGUUCAGCAAUUAUUUACACAUUCUGCUGCAGAACAAUUUUGUGUCAAUAUAUUAAUUGAUGUCUAUAGUAAUAUGUGUAUUUAUAUAUACACAUAUAAAAAUACUGACUUGUAUAUUUAUUUCAUUAGAAAUUUAAACCCCACACAAAACCAAAGAAAAACCGACACCAAAACCCCCCAAAACCUCUCCAGAUCUUGUAGCAUCUAAAGUAAAAGUACUGUUCUUCCUAGUUUAUGCUGCCCGAAUAGCUGUUCUAUUCAGGUCUUGCAAACCGGGGCUCACAGAAGAGAGUUCUGGAAGAGAUCUAACCCAAAAAGACAGCUUUGCUGGGUUUUGCCCCGCUUGCUCCUAUGGAAGUUUUGCUCUGAAUGUGCUUUUCUUUAUUCCUAGAGCCUCGCUGCUGCGCCAAGCAAACCGUUGCUCUCGUACCCGUGGGGCCCGCUGGCUGUGAGUGAAGCGGCUGCGUCUCCUGCAGAGGGGCAGGCGGUGGGGCCCCUGGCGUGGGCCCUGAGCAAGGGAGCUUCGAGGGGUUUCUGCAAACAGCCUCUUCCGCUGUGGUUAAAGAAAUAGCUGCUUCGUAGCUCUUCGUUUUUAUUUGAGACUUUAAAAGUUAAAAUGCCUGAUUGUGCAAAUACCUAUUUGAAAAAAUAAAUGCUAAUGGUGACUUGAUUUAUGUACGGAGUCCAUUGCAUGUGUAGAUACUUUGGGGGUUACAGUGUUUUAAUUUUCCUUUCAAAGUUAGCAGUAAUUAAAAUCAUCAUUUUCAGAGGAAAUAGCUCAUCUUUCAUCUUCAACAGCAUAAAGAGCCAGACUGAACUGGAAAAUAAAAUCUCAACUGCUAUAAAGCCAUCAAAAUAUGUACAUUUUACAGUGAUAGAUGUGUCUGAAACGUGGCACAGGCAGUUUCCAGUUGAAAAAGAUGCCAUGUGAAGGAACAGAAAAUCUGGAAAGCCUGAUGAAAAGGGACAGCCUGUUUUUACACAGGCUGGCAGGAGGAUGGCACGGUCCUGAGAUUAGAGGAUUGAGCAAAAAGCUAGCGUGCAGAAUUGCGAGUUUUUAUAUAAUGGCUUUAGCAAACAUCCUUUAGGACCCAGUGGAAAUGUUUGGUGAGGCAAACUUUGCGAGUAAUGUCCAAUCAUUAAGCAGUGAUGAGGGAAAAGCUUGGAGUGAGAAGCCCCUGAAAACCUGUCGAACACGUCACGUCACGUCGGGGAAGCAGCGUCUCUACCACCGACCGCUGACGCUGAACACGCGACACCGGAAUCGGAGUUGAUUCAAUGUGUAAACCCGGGGGGACUUGUGCUGCAGGAGGUUACUGGAGUGCAGAGUGCCCGACUCCUGCUUCCAGCAAGAUGCCUUGUUUUGCAAAGCUCCUUUUAUUAAUCUUUUGCUUAGCUCUUCUUGUGGAAAGCAGAAAGCACAGGAGGAGGAGGUGGACAGGCCAGCUGGAGGUGCAGAGGGCAAGUCGCAUCUAUGAGAAGAAUCGUGACGUGACCAAAACUUGGAAAGGAAAGACGGAGCGGCUUCUCAGAGUCAACAGCCAUGACUUCACCAUGCGGCCGGCUUUUGGAGGCCCUGCAAUUCCCGUUGGGGUGGAUGUGCAAGUUGAAAGCUUGGACAGUAUUUCUGAGGUUGACAUGGAUUUCACUGUGACUCUGUACUUAAGGCACUACUGGAAGGAUGAGCGUCUCUCGUUUCCCAGCACCACAAACAAGAGCAUGACCUUUGACGGCCGGCUGGUGAAGAAGAUCUGGGUUCCUGAUGUCUUCUUCGUGCAUUCCAAAAGGUCCUUCAUUCACGAUACCACCAAGGACAACAUCAUGCUGCGAGUGUUCCCUGACGGUCAUGUUCUCUACAGCAUGAGGAUCACAGUGACAGCAAUGUGCAACAUGGACUUCAGCCGCUUCCCCCUGGACUCUCAGUUGUGUUCUCUGGAGCUGGAAAGCUAUGCUUACACCGAUGAAGAGCUUAUGCUGUAUUGGAAAAAUGGGAAUGAAUCUCUGAAAACUGAUGAAAAGAUUUCUUUGUCUCAGUUUUUGAUACAAAAAUUCCACACUACAUCAAGACUGGCUUUCUACAGUAGCACAGGUUGGUACAAUCGCCUCUAUAUAAACUUCACUUUACGCAGACACAUUUUCUUCUUCUUGCUCCAAACUUACUUCCCUGCCACCCUCAUGGUCAUGUUGUCCUGGGUGUCCUUCUGGAUCGAUCGCCGAGCAGUUCCUGCCAGAGUUUCUUUGGGGAUAACCACCGUGCUGACCAUGUCCACGAUCAUCACCGGGGUCAAUGCCUCCAUGCCUCAUGUUUCCUACAUUAAAGCAGUGGACAUUUACCUGUGGGCCAGUUUUGUGUUUGUCUUCCUCUCAGUGCUGGAAUAUGCAGCAGUGAAUUAUCUGACUACAGUGCAAGAGUGGAGGAAGAGGAAGCUCAGGGAGAAGUUUCCAUGUACGUGUGGAAUAUCUCAUUCGGAAACUAUGAUGCUGGAUGGAAACUACAGUGAAUCUGAUGCCAGCAGCCUGGCAGGAUAUACAAGAAACCAGAUGGUCCUAGAGGAAGAAAAACAGCAAAAUAUGGUUGUGCACUUAGCUAUGAGCAAUGAAUGUCAUUCAUCAAGGAAGAGGGGCCUGAAGGGCCAUGUGGGCUUGCGCAUCAUCCAGAACACUCAUGCAAUUGAUAAAUACUCAAGAUUAAUAUUUCCAGGCACCUUUAUAUGUUUUAAUUUGAUAUAUUGGUCUGUCUUUAGCUAAGCAUGCUGGCACAGCAGUGACUGAAGCAGAAGACAUUUAUGAAACUCUUUUGUUGGUUCUUUUUCAGUCUAAUCUGAAUGCAAAGCCAGAAAACUGAUCAUUUUAUUGCCUCUGUGGAGGGUAAAGGGGAGGACACAUCCUCCAGCAGGCAACUCCGUGCACAGGCGUCAUAGAGGAACCUGCUGUGCUGGUUGCUUUCCAACCCACACCCAGCUCCCGUUUGUUUUAUGACACAUGUUGUUUCUCAUACUUGCAAAUAUGUGCUCACCAUUCACCCGAAAGGUCCUCUGUGUUCACCACGCCAGCCACACUGGUGGUGCCCACUGUGGAAUGGGCAACCAGAGGCAGUGCUCACAUGGGCUGUCAGGGAUUAGACAAAUGCAGCUCGCAAGGGGAGGUCUGGACAGUGCAUCUCCUGUAAGGGAACUGAAUGAGGCCUUUUCAAAAUCUCUGAUUUUGAGCAAAUCCCUUUAUUUUUUUUUUUUGGCAUAUGAACAUCAUAUUUCUUUCCAUUGGUUUAGGAAGAAGAUCUCAUUUUAGGGUCUAAAUUCUGCUUUCUCUGGAUAGGACCUUCAUCGAUACCAUUAGGACAGUUAACUGGCCAGCAUCAACAGGGUUGGUUGCAGAGUGCAGGUGGUAUGUUUGUGUCAGUGGUCAUUUUUUUUCCGGUUUAGACGUAAGGAGUGAUGAUGAAGCAGAGCAAAGAAGCCCACAGACUCACAGAAGAUGGAUCCCAGGGUACAAGGUUAACAAAUCCAGGGAUGUUUAGGCAUGUGUUCUCCAUACAACUUGAGCACAGCACAUGAUAUGUAGCACUUGCCACCUGCGCUCUAAAAUGAGGGGGGAAGAUGACGUGUGGCAGGUACAGUCAGCACAUGGUGAAUGGGCAGUGUCUCUGGGACCAUCGCUUUCUCUCUCCAGAAGCAGACAACAGUGCUGAGGGCAGCACUGGUGGCUUUCAAGGAUUUUCCUCACCCCAGUGAGGAAAGUGCGGCCCACAGAGAAGCUGUAUAUCCCAAUGUGCCUCUCCCAACCAACACAUUGUCCUUCUGUUCAGGCAUUUUGGAUCAGGAGGGAGCGAUGUUUGUCAGAACCUCUCUCUGCAGAAGUAUAGGCAUGUCAGAGGUUGAAUGGUCAAGAAUAACAGUGUGAGAUUCAAUGAGACCCUGUCUGAUCUUUGGCUCCAAUGUCAAUGUAAGUCCCUGGAAGCUGCUGGAGAGCAACAAGCUUCUGUGCUUGGCAUUUCAUUUUUCAUUCUGUGAUAACUCCCUUUCCUUUUCUAAGAAUGCUGACAGCAAAACCCAGAUGUAGAAAUGUGAUAGCAACAAGACAACAAUGUCCAGAUUUGUGUGCUCCUUAUUUUUAGAAAACUCUGUAAAUUUUUGGCUGUAGUGGAGAUUAUGUUCAUCAAAACAUUUGGUUACCAAGCUGAAACUCAGCAGGGUGGACAGAGCCUAAAGCAUGAAGACCCAGGACUGAGGUUAGAAGCUGACUCAAUUAUAAGGUUAAGUUAUAAAUCUGACUGUGUUUGGGCCACCAAGAUUCAGAUAAAUCACACUAAUAAAUGAAAAACAAACAAAAAUACUAAUAAAACUGUAACUAUUUCUUGGUGUGUGAAAUUUUCUGCUUACUGUAGCAGUUAUUCUUAUGUCCUAAAUCUUACGGGAUGUAGAAGAUGGCAGGGAAGUGUAAAACUCUAGGCUGUCAACAAUACCCAGGUUUUCCCUUGUGCCUCGAAUAUUGUUGUCUAAGUCACACCGAUGGUUGCACUGAUUUGCUGGAAACAAAUUUGACGAGAGAAGCUAAAAUUAACAACUGGGUUUCUCUUUCAUCAGCCAUGUUAAUAACUGAUAUGAAUGGAGUUCUGUCAAGUCAUAAAAGUAAGAAAAUAGAGCCUUGAAAUCGCUGGCAAGAAGAGGAGCCAUGGAGUGACAGUACCUGAAAGGAAGGAUUGCCCUGUAUCCCAGCCUGCCACUUCCCUCCUGAGCCACCAGAUCAGUGUAUUUACCACACAUCACUCUCCUUGAAGCUGAAACCUGGAUAUUCUCACAUUGACAGCUGGAGAUCACUACAAGAAAGACACAAAAAAUGUUAAAGAAAUAGCCCACUCAUCUUUUGAGAGGUUAAAUCCUGGAUAUAACAGUGUGCAUUCUUCAGCAUUAGCAGUUUUGAGUGUAAAACGGGAGCCAACACUGUGGCUGGCAGCCGGACAGCGCAGCGAAGGGACCUUUGCUGGGCGAAGGCAGCAGAACCGCACCAUGAAGUCACCAGUGCAGGGAGUGAGAAAUUCAUUCCCUGUGCUCCACGUUUUGCCAGUCUUUCUGCAUUACCCAUGGCAGGUGCCAUUUAGCCUCUCAGUGCCUCAUCUCCUCCAUCUGGAAAGUGGGGAGCAAUAACAUUCACCUACCUCAUGAGGUGCCAAGGGGGUUUAACUUGUUUAACUAGCACGUGUGCGGGGCACGGUUAUGAUUUCUGAGCAGGUCACCCAGUGGGAAUCCAAAGGUUUUUGUCUUAGUCAUCACUGAGUUCUUCAAAUGUGUCCUCUGAAUCAGUCCAGCUGGAAGAAAGCGGGCAUCUUCCCUGCCUCAUAAUGAUACAAAGCCAGAUAAAUCCCCCCACAUUAUAAUUGUGUUAAACCAGAGAUAAAGGUAGCCCAACAGCCAAAAAGUGAGCACUGUCAAUGAAUAAUGACUCCUAGCAUACAAAAAUAAGAAGUCCUAUUGAUUUACUUUGCCAUUUGUUUUUAUUACAUCUUGUGUUCUCUUAGAAGUUAUGUGGCAACAAAGACAGUCCUUUAGAUCCUAUUAUCUUUGUACUAGCCCUGCAUGCAGUUUAAAUGCUAGCUAAUGGACAUCUUAAUAAAGUGACAGAGAUUGAUGUCUGUUUCUACCAGACACAAUUAUACAGCCUAUAAAACCAUCAAGGAGGUUAUUUUUCCAUUAAAGGAAAAAAAAAAAAAUCUCUGUCUUAGGCACCACUUACACUUAUUAUUCAUUAAAACAAUAGAUGAAAAGUAUAGAUGCAAAUAAAACCAAGACAUCUCCUUCAGGCAGUGUAUGAAUUGUAUUUUUCUGCUUAUUAAGAGGAUAGUGGUUAGGCGUGAAACUAGAACAAAUAUUUAAAAUGUGGUAUUGAGAAUAUAUUUUACCUUUCAUCUCCUCUGGAUUACAAGAGAUUCCAUGAGUACUAUCUAACUUCUAGUUGCAAGAUCCAGCCAGUGUUUUGAGAAAUAACACCUGAAGCUGGGCUCUGAAUACCGUUUGAUGGAUGCAACCCAGUUCUGUGAAGCAUUGAGCAUCUGGACAUUAACCUACUGAAGGACAGGAUUUUCGGGAGUGCACAAGGGAUUUGGGCAAAUGAAGGCCAUUGAUGAAUAUGCCUUCUCAGAAUAGCCUGGUCCAAUUUCAAAGGGAGAAGAUGUUGGUCCUAUUCAUUCUGCAUCUGACUCCAUUGUACUUUUACUUACUUCUAAUCAAAUCAUGUCUUUGAAAGAAAGUAACUCUAUAUAUAGAUAUAUACUUAUAACUAUAAUGUAUAUGCAAGUAGCAUAUGACAAAGGAGGACACCGGGAUGUGUACCUAUGUGAAAUAGUGUACAUAUAUGAAAUUGUAUUAUAUUGUAUGUAAAUUACCAUUUCUUAUGCCUAGAAAACUCACUAUGUUGAAUUGAAAAAAGGCACUUAUUGCCAGACAAGGGCCAAGAAAUGGGAAAAAAAUUAUGGGUUCUCUCACAUUUUCCUUCUGAAAAGGGAAGUGUUGAGAAAUCUGCAAGGAAGGCUGAUGCUAAAGUGGUUGUACAAUGGGUACAAUCCACUGUGCUGAUCACUGUAAUCAAACCUGGUAAUAAAAUAACAAGAUAAGGAGGGGAAAGAUUCCAUUUCAUGGUGUGAACUUUAAAAUGUUAAAUCUGUUUGGAGAUCUGUUACCUAUGAGCUAAUGCCCAGAGGUAAAGGAUUUGAAUAAUCACCUAAUUUGUAAUUGAUUUUAAAUAAAAAGCAUCUCAGGGUGGAAGAAA